AGGCGUGAGUGGAGAGGAGAAAGAGGGAAGUUUCGUUUCGUUGCGCACAUUAUUUCCGUUUGCCAGAGCCGAAGCCAGAGCCUUCCGUUUCCAUUGUAUUCACAAGUGGGUUUGUCUUUCCUUUCAAGGGGGGCGAUGAAGCCAAAGGAGGGGUUUUUUAUGCUCGAUAAUUCUUCUCCAUCUGUCUCCUUUGCUCUAAGAAACGGAUCUGCCUUCAUAAGAGAAGAAACCCUAGUCGUAUUUACAAUCUCUGUGGUUCUAUUGCUUCCGGACUGGAAUCGGCAUUCCCGAGAGAUUUUCAUUCUCCGUUGGUGAAUUGUGGAUUGCUGAGCUUUGUUUUAACAUUGAGGAUUAGCUUUGUGGAUAACACUUCAUCUUAUUCUUCUUUGUUUAAGAAAUGAUAAGAACAAUGUAGCUAAAGUUGGCCUGCAAGAUUCGAUGAAGAUGUUAUUCAACAAAGAAAUUGAGGGUUUAAAUGAUGAUGGCUUUGAAGGGUCAACCGAUGAACGCCGUAUUUUUAUGGAUGUUUUUUGUGGAAAUGAGAAGGGUUACACCAGUAAGAGGUGUCUUGUUACUGGAGCUAUCAAUUUUGAAGCCGAGGGCAGUAAGCACAAAAGUAUGCUGUUGAAUUCAAAUUGUGAGAACUCACUCCUGACAAGUCAAUUCUCCACAAAAUAUCUGUUGGUAGAGGAUUCCUGCAAUGCAAAUGAGAAUGCUAGGCGUGUGAAGGACUGCCCUUACCGAGUUGACAGAAGGAUUGCUGAAUCAGGGUGUCUUCAUGAUACCUCAGCUUCUUCAGUUGGAUUAAAUUCCCAUGAUGUAAAUGCUAAGCAAAUGAAAGGGUCAUUCAAUGAACUCUCUGUUGUGAGGGAUAGAAUCUCAACUGAACUUUCACCUGAUGUGGGGAACAAAACUCAGAUUGGAAGAAGAAAUGAAGUUGCUUCUUGUAUCUCCUCUCCAGGUCCACACUGUGUUGGUCAAACAAUGACAUGCCAGUUGGUUGAAUCUUCAGGUCAGGGUGUUAUAUCUAGUUGUUAUCUUCUGAAGCAACAACAUGUGGACCGUGGAGGUGACAUUGAUGAUCCUGGUGCUUCCAAGUGUGAAGUAUCUACUGUACUUCGAAAGGAUGGAAAGGAUGUUAUUGAAAGUAUGCCUUCUUCACCUGUUUCUCAGGAGAAUUUUAGAACAAAGCUUUCUAUUGCAGAUUCAUCCAUCACCGCCAGAGAAAGGUCCCUAAAAUCUGACAUAGAUAUAGUUCCACAGAAGAUUGAUUCUGUGAAGGAUCUCCGUCCAUGUCUCCGUAAUCAUGUCAAUCAUUUGCUUAAGGCUGCUGGCUGGGGUCUUUCGACGCGGAUAAGGAAGGAUAGGAAUGUUUUGGCUCCAGUAUAUGUAUCACCUGAGGGGGAGCGUGUUCGUGCAUUCCAGAAAGCUUGGUGGUCAUGUGGUGAGAGGUUGCUAGCUGAUAGAUACAGUUUGAUGCCGGAAAAUUAUGAGAAGCAGUGGAUUGGUAUCAGCGAAUUCUGGUCCGACUUGUCUGAUACAUUAGUGAAAAUUGAAAAAGAGACGCAUCAAACAGAAACUUCUGCCUCGUUGGCUCGUCUGUGGAAUAUUUUAGAUCCCUUUGUCACUGUAGUGUAUAUUAACAAAAAGAUUGGUGCACUCAGGGAGGGAAAACUUAUUAAAACAACUAAAAGUGCUUUAUUUAUCAAUCCAAACAAUGUGGAUGAGGUUAGGAACCAGGUUGUUGAGGAUCAGGCAAUUAUCCAGGUGGAUAAUCAACCUCAUGGAUCUUCUCUGGCCAUUGGAGGUGCUGAGAUUGUUACCUGGAUAAAGGACACUGUCAAUGAGCAGAGUAGCAAUGGAGAUUUCUCAGUUUAUGGUGAAAAGAGUCAGGGAGGGACUGUGAAAACUUUGAAAGGUGCAUCAAUUUAUCUUACUGAUGCAAAGGGUAUGGUUGUGGGAGCAAAAACUACAAAGGGGAUUAGAAAUCAGCAUGUGCUAACCUUUGGGCACCAAAUGGGCAGCUUGCAUCUGAGCUCUUUACCAGUUUGUGGGUCUGAUAUCUCAUGUAUCUAUUCUGAAAACCAGUUGCAUGAUGUUCCAAUCACUUUGGGAAAUAUAGAUACAGUGGUUGGGAAGGCUGGGAAUGUUUUCUCUCAGCAAGAUAGCAGUCUCAGUAUCACUAGCUCUGAUGGGCAGAGUUCUGGAAAGAAAGUGGGGAGGGAAAUUAAAACUGCACAAGGUGUAUCAGAUGUUAAUGGUGUGAAAAAGGAUACAGCAUUAGAUAAGGUAGGUAAGGAGAAUCUGCAAGGAUCUCUGCAGGACCGGUUGGGCCAUUCAAUAUCUUCUUGUGACUCAGAGAACUCAUCUGUGCAGGUUGAUACUUGCAUGCGUUCUACUCCCUUGUUUUCAGAAUUUGUAGAGACUCUAAUUAAGGGAAUCCCUUAUGAUUGUAAUCUGAAAGAUGACAAUGAAAGUUUCUCAGUCCUUAAUCAGCCAAGUUCUGAAAUUGAAAAUCUUGAACUCCAUUGUAGUCAACUGUGUGAGCAGUCUGCAGUUGAACAGCAGAAACUGUUUCUUAAUCCUCGGGGCAAGUUUUGCCAUGGAAUUUUGGUGCACAGUGAGGGACAGGGGCGUUCUCAGGAAAACAUGUUUGAAACUGCUGACGGAGGAUCCGUGCAUCAUGAAAAUCUAUCUUUUGUAUGUCAGAGAAGCCCUAGCAGGAAAGAUUCUUGUCUUGAUAAGGUUGAAAAAGAGAAGAGUAAUUUGGAUUCCUCACUCUGCCAAGAAGAACCAUAUUUAUCUGAAAGGGAGGUUCCAACAGAAGGACUACAACUGUCUCGACAUCUAGAAGAGGAAAGUUGCAAGGUAGUUGGAGCUACAGAACUUGAAAUGGAGCAUGCAUCUGUGGCAGCAACAGUUGUUGGUGCAUUAAAGAAGGCACCGAAGAAGUCUAAAAAGAAAUCAGAAAUAAAAUUGUCCAAAUUAUACAACCACCAUGGGGAAUUAAGUUUGUCCACUCAUCAGAAGGGUAAGCCACAAAAUGACCAAAGAGUUAGAACUCGUUCACAGUUCAGUGAAAGCCAGAAAUGCCAAAAAGGUAAAGCAAGUACUGAUGGUGGCCACAAGAAAUCAUUGUCUAUCAGUUCUUCCCAACAUCAAAGUGCAAAAAAAUACAGAACUAAGAAGUUGCAGCACCACUGCAAUGAUUCUCGAAAAUCAGCUGUGCUAACUCUUGAUAGAAAAGGUCGAAAGAAGCUUCAUUUGGAGAAUGAUUCUGAUGCAGCCCCUUUGCCGAUGAAGAACGGGUCUCAUGAUUCCCAGUAUUCCAGAAAAAUUGGAAAGGCAAGAAAAUCUGAAUUCAAAGAUAAAAAUGGACGGAAGAGAUCGCGUCGGUGUCAGAUUGAGGAUGAUGACCUUUUGAUUGCUGCCAUAAUCAAGCCCAAGGAUUUUGGGUCCAAACAGUCCUCCACUGAAAGGAAGGCCUGCAACUCAAAAUCCUUGAGGAAGCUUAAGAGUCAGAGGAGCAGCUGCAAGUUGCUUCCAAGAAGCCCAGGGAAAGGUGGGAAGCACAUGGAUGGCAAGUUGUUGUCCAUGGGGAAAAGAACGGUGCUAUCCUGGUUGCUUGAUGCAGGUGUUGUGUCUGUGAAUGAUGUGGUCCAGUACCGGAGACAAAAGGAUGAUGCUGUGGUCAAGGAUGGCUGGAUUACUAGAGAUGGUAUACGUUGUAAGUGCUGCAAUAAAGUGCUUUCUGUUUCGGAAUUCAAAGUUCAUGCUGGUUUCAAGCUAUAUAGGCCGUGCUUGAACCUUUUCAUGGAGUCUGGUACGCCAUUCACCUUAUGCCAGCUUCAAGCGUGGUCAGCUGAAUACAAGGCCAGGAAAGGUGGGACACGAGCAACUCAAGUUGAUGAAGUGGAUCAAAAUGAUGAUACAUGUGGACUUUGUGGUGACGGUGGUGAGUUGAUAUGUUGUGAUAACUGCCCAUCUACUUUUCAUCAGGCCUGCUUUUCUGCACAGGAGCUCCCUGAAGGCAGUUGGUAUUGCCCAUAUUGCACCUGUCGAAUUUGUGGAGGUGUCGUCAAUGAUACAGAGGCUUCAAGUUCCUUCGUUGUACUAAAAUGCUCACAGUGCGAGCAUAAAUAUCAUAAUGCAUGUGUAAAAGAAAGUGAUAUGCGUAAAGAAGACAGUGUUUCUGGUACAUGGUUUUGUGGGGGGAACUGUAAGGAGGUCUACUCGGGUCUUUGUUCUCGUGUUGGCAUCUUAAACCAUAUUGCAGAUGACUUUUCUUGGUCCCUUCUGAGAUGUAUUGAUGGUGACCAGAAAAUUCGUUCUGUACAAAGAUGUGCACUAAUGGCUGAAUGCAACUCAAAAUUAGCUGUUGCUCUUACACUUAUGGAAGAAUGCUUUCUUUCGAUGGUGGAUCCAAGAACAGGCAUAGAUAUGAUUCCUCAUGCAUUGUACAAUUGGGGGUCAAAUUUUGCACGUUUGAAUUAUGAGGGCUUUUAUACUGUGGUGUUGGAGAAGGGCGAUGAGCUUGUGUCUGUAGCGUCCAUCAGGGUGCAUGGAGUGGAAGUUGCAGAACUGCCUCUUGUUGCUACUUGCAGUGCAUACCGCCGGCAAGGGAUGUGUCGACGUCUUUUAAAUGCUAUUGAAGAGAUGUUGAAGUCUUUCAAGGUUGAAAAACUGGUAUUAGCUGCGAUUCCAAAUUUAGUUGAUACAUGGACAUUGGGGUUUGGCUUUGAACCCUUGGAAGAUAGAGAUAGAACACAACUAAACAAGAUCAACUUGAUGGUGUUUCCUGGUGCAACAUUACUGAAAAAGAGCUUGUGUGAAACAAAAGCUACAGAUAUCAAACUUUCAGGACUUGGUGAUGCAUCAUCACCUUUGAGAAUGGAAGGAUCAACGGAAAAUGGUGUUGAGUCUGGACAACCAUCUGACAAAAGGUGGAGUGUUACAAAAGUUGGCACAGAAGUGAUACAGAAUCUGCAGCCAGAUGAAGAUCAAGGAAGCAGUCUGCAGAGAUAUAAUCCAAGGCCAUCUGAAAAACCAAUCCUAAGGUUGGGGGAAAGGGAAACAUUAACUGUCUCUAAUGUUGACUGUUGCAGGGCAAAAGAAGACACAAUGGGUUUGUAUGAUGGGAGUCAGCCUCUUUCCAUAGAACAGAGGUAGAAAAAGAAAACCUGUGUAUUGCACAGAGAGUAGUAAAAGUAUAUAUUAGAUGAA
Telopea speciosissima is the source of this 5223-nucleotide messenger RNA. RefSeq names its product increased DNA methylation 1-like. The record is from RefSeq and is a predicted model, not a curated record. Gene Ontology annotation, molecular function: acyltransferase activity, transferring groups other than amino-acyl groups. The coding region runs from base 439 to 5169 and encodes 1576 amino acids. The transcript is spliced from 9 exons. NCBI's taxonomy places the organism in Eukaryota, Viridiplantae, Streptophyta, Magnoliopsida, Proteales, Proteaceae.